AUGACCAAGAGUGGAGAAAACUGCAAUACCCUCCCAAAUCUCAAUUUUGAGACCCAUCAUGGUGGUGAAGCCGGAACCGUUGACGAUUCUGAUUCAAAAGUGAAAGUGUAUAAGCCAUGCACUUCUCGGUACACGGAUUACACUCCUUGCCAGGAUCAAAGGCGUGCUAUGACGUUUCCGAGGGACAAUAUGUACUACCGUGAGAGACAUUGCCCCCGUCAAGAAGAGAAGUUGCAUUGCCUUAUUCCAGCACCUAAAGGUUAUGUUACCCCAUUUCCAUGGCCUAAGAGUCGUGAUUAUGUUCCCUAUGCCAAUGCACCAUAUAAGAGCUUGACAGUAGAGAAGGCUAUUCAGAACUGGAUUCAGUAUGAGGGAAAUGUGUUCAGGUUCCCUGGUGGAGGAACACAAUUUCCUCAAGGGGCUGAUAAAUACAUUGACCAGCUUGGUUCGGUAAUACCAAUUGAAAAUGGAAUUGUUCGAACUGCAUUGGACACCGGUUGCGGGGUUGCAAGUUGGGGUGCAUAUCUUUGGAAGAGGAAUGUUAUAGCAAUGUCGUUUGCGCCAAGAGAUUCCCAUGAAGCCCAGGUUCAAUUUGCUCUUGAAAGGGGAGUACCUGCUGUUAUUGGUGUUCUUGGAACUGUAAAGAUGCCAUACCCAUCUAGAGCUUUUGAUAUGUCGCACUGUUCUCGGUGUCUAAUUCCUUGGGGAGCAAAUGAUGGAAUAUACAUGAAGGAAGUUGAUCGGGUUCUUAGACCUGGUGGCUACUGGGUCCUUUCAGGCCCUCCCAUCAAUUGGAAGACCAACUACAGAGCAUGGCAACGUCCUGAGGAGGAACUUCAGGAAGAACAAAGGAAGAUCGAAGAGAUUGCUAAACUUCUCUGCUGGGACAAGAAGUCUGAGAAGGGUGAAAUUGCAAUAUGGCAGAAGAGAGUGGAUGCUGAUUCUUGUCGUUCUGCUCAAGAAAAUUCUGGAGCUACAUUUUGUAAAGCUGAAGACCCUGAUGAUGUCUGGUACAAGAAAAUGGAGCCGUGUGUUACUCCAUAUAGCAAUUCCAACAGAGAUGAAGAUUCUAGUGUGGAUGUCAAGCCAUUCCCUGAGAGGCUAUAUGCCGUUCCCCCUAGAAUUGCUAGUGGGUCCGUAUCUGGAGUCUCUGUUGAGGAAUAUCUGGAGGACAACAAGAAAUGGAAAAGGCAUGUGAAUGCAUAUAAAAAGAUCAACAAAAUCAUUGACACGGGAAGGUACCGCAACAUUAUGGAUAUGAAUGCUGGAUUGGGAGGAUUUGCUGCUGCCCUGCAAUCUCCCAAACUGUGGGUUAUGAACGUUAUGCCCACCAUCGCAGAGAAGAAUACCCUGGGUGUUAUAUAUGAAAGGGGACUUAUUGGUAUUUAUCAUGACUGGUGUGAAGCGUUCUCUACAUAUCCAAGGACGUACGACCUCAUCCAUGCUAAUGGUGUUUUUAGCUUGUACAAAAAUAAGUGUAACUUUGAAGAUAUUCUUCUGGAGAUGGACCGUAUACUGCGGCCAGAAGGUGCAAUUAUCUUCCGAGAUGAAGUGGAUGUGCUUAUCAAGGUGAAGAAGAUUAUAGGAGGUAUGAGAUAUGACUCAAAGUUGGUAGAUCACGAGGACGGUCCUCUUGUUCCAGAGAAAAUACUUGUUGCAGUUAAACAGUAUUGGGUGGGCAACUCGACUUCAGUGCAGUGA
This is a messenger RNA of Fraxinus pennsylvanica, 1701 nucleotides long. The record is from the annotation of a GenBank genome assembly. Lineage: Eukaryota; Viridiplantae; Streptophyta; Magnoliopsida; Lamiales; Oleaceae.